UCAAUACCCAACACUGCCCUGAGCAAAAGAACUUGUGUGCUGGGGAAAAAAAUCUGUGUAGAAUCUGGUCAUCUGCACAGCCAAGCGCCAAGGGUUCUCAGAGGGAUCAUCUAUGGGUCUGGAGCAUCGGUGAACCUUCUCCAUAACUGCUGAUCACAGAACUGCAGGCUUUGGUGACCCUAUACCAUUUUUUAUACAGGAGAACUUAAGAAAGCCUUCAAAGGGGCAACUACAAUCUCUCACUUUUUUUUAUACAUAUCCAAGGACAAGCAGAUCCACGCUAAAGGUGAUCCACCAUGGCAGGUCAUCAUGUGAUUAUGCACAACACACUUAUGGGUGAACCUUACAUAGAAAUAUUUGAGCAGCCCCGUCAGAGAGGGAUGAGAUUCCGAUACAAAUGUGAAGGGCGAUCAGCUGGCAGUAUCCUUGGUGAACGAAGUUCAGAAAAUAAUCGCUCGUACCCAUCAAUCCAGCUGCAGAACAUGAACUACAAUGGUAAAGGCAAAGUGAGGGUGACAUUAGUCACAAAAAAUGAACCAUACAGGCCACAUCCCCAUGAUCUGGUUGGGAAAGAUUGCAGAGAUGGGUUUUAUGAAACCGAAUUUGGUGCUGACCGCAGAGUAUUGUGCUUUCAGAACUUGGGUAUUCAGUGUGUUCGAAGAAGAGAAGUAAAAGAUGCCAUUCAUUCCAGAAUGAUGCGGAAAAUCAAUCCUUUUGGAGUGCGAGAGGACCAACUGCUGACGAUUGAGGAUUAUGAUCUAAACGUUGUGCGUUUGUGCUUUCAAGUUUUUCUUGCUGACGAGCAUGGGAAUUACACCAGAGCUUUACAUCCUGUUGUUUCCAACCCAAUUUAUGACAACCGUGCUCCUAACACUGCUGAACUUCGGAUAUGCCGAGUAAAUAAGAACUGUGGUAGUGCAGCAGGAGGAGAUGAAAUAUUCUUGUUAUGUGAUAAAGUUCAAAAAGAUGACAUUGAGGUACGAUUUUUCAGCAAUACUUGGGAAGAUAAAGGACAAUUUGGACAAGCGGAUGUGCAUCGUCAAGUUGCUAUUGUAUUUAAGACCCCUACAUUUCCCUUUGAUAUCACUGAAGUCACAACAGUGAAAAUGCAGCUUAGAAGACCAUCAGAUCAAGAAGUCAGUGAACCUAUGGACUUCCGAUACAUUCCUUGUGAAAAAGAUAAUUAUGCUAAGAAGAUGAAAAAAAAUGAAGAUAUGUUGCAAAGAUUUUAUGGUUCCCUUCGAAAUAAUCAAGUGGAAAAAACAACAAAGUCAUUGCAUGCUAUGGAACGACCCAUAAAGAAAGAACCAGUAAUGAAUGAAACAUGCGUGAAGCCUAAAAAUGAAAUUGAUUCCAUGCCAAGGUCCAGCCCGUCACUCUUCACUUUUAACAUGCAUACACUGCCAGAAACAGGAAAUGUAUCCACAGCACCAAGUUCUCAGAAUUUCCUUUGGCAAAAUGCAAGCGCAUCAUCCAACCCAACUACCAUCCCAAAUUAUGGUUAUACUCUAAGCACCACGCCAACAAUAAACAUAUCUGCUCAGAAAGCCUAUCCGAUGAGAAAAGCUCCAGAGGCUUCGGCUAACUCCUUGGAUUUUAAUGCUAUAUUCCACUCAAACGCUGAUCCUACUUUGCAAAAGGCGACAUAUGUUUCUGAGAAAGGCCUACCUAAUACGUUUCGUGUGCCUAAUGUCUCUCAGUCCAAUUACUCAAUCCUAUCUACUGAAAACUCCAUGUAUGGAUCACCAUAUCACCGAGAUGCAUACGAAACAGAUUCCAAUCAGAUGAUAUUGAAUUCAUUGAAUGAAACUUCUUGCUCCAGUAUUUCUCAAGCCAGUUUUUACAGUUCCCAGUUUCAUCCUACACAACCGGACAGCAACAUGUCCAACCAGCCAUGCGGUGAUCUAUUAGAAGCAUCGGGUGACUAUAUUAUGAGUGUUGAUUCAGAAUUCGAAACCAUCUUGGAGAAUAUAUCAAAAAGCAUGGCCAACCAAUAGCACACUUAGAAACUGGUGUUAUUUUUAUUUUUUUAAUGACGUUAGAUUGACAGACCUCAGGAACCUAAUUAUUCCUCUGGACCUGCGAAGUUUCAGAAAUAAUAUGGUCAGUUGACCAGUUGGUAACUGGUAACUAUGCUGUAUACUGGAUCAGGCUUCAAAAGGCAAUUAUAGUUACACCUCUUAUGGACUGUUGACCUAGAACAAUCUUAAUUCUCAUAGUCUUAAAUCUGUAUGAAUGAGGCUGUAUGACUUAAUAUAGGUAAUAUCAUACUCUUGCAGCCGAUACGGUGGGUCAUAAUGGUUUCCUUUUAUAUACUGGAAAUCCUCUCUUUUGUGAUUGUCUGAGAAAAUAAAAAAUAAGUAGGAAGCACAAGUAGGGUAGGCCUGUACUAGCUGAAAAUCCGCAGGAUAUUAUAGAAGCCGUAAAGUCGAUCUGACUUUACAAAACACAUAUCAAUUUAUAUUGCAGAUAUCCACCACGGAUUUCCCCAUUUAUAAUGCCUAUGGGGAAAAUUCGGGGAAAAUCUGCAUUAAAAUCUGUGCUAAUUCCUAAUGUAACACAUGUAGCUUUUGCUACAGAAUUGAUACUACAGAAAAUCCGCCCCUGUGGCUGUAGAUUUACAAAAAAGUGCCACUUGGAAAGUCUUCUCAAAGUGCUUGUUAGUGAGCACCUCACCGACGUAAGGUCUCCCACCCAUGUGGCAGAGCAGAGAGGGGUUACAUGAUAAGACUGGGACUACAGGGUAGCCCACAUUUAAGAUAGACAAGGGGUGGAUCCCCUUUAUCUGGUCCUACAAUUAUCACUUUAGAGGUAAUUUAGUGGGUGUACAGUACCUGAACCCAAUAGUUUAUCUUUGAAAAUAAAUCAUAUUGUUGGUGUAGUCUAAAAGCGCUAAAGGGGCAACAUCAGUACAAAAUGUUGACAAUCUACAUUUUAAACAGUUAUAAUAUAACCGUUUGCUUGACCAGUGUAAAGUAUAGCUAAAUAUGAAGAUUCGACAGAGCUCUUUAUAAUUUAGGGUCCAUUCACACGUCCGUUGUUUGUUUCCUGAUCUGUUCCGUUUUUUGCUGAACAGAUCUGGACCAGAUCUGGACCCAUUCAUUUUCAAUGGGU
Messenger RNA from Bufo gargarizans (Asiatic toad), 3114 nucleotides. RefSeq names its product REL proto-oncogene, NF-kB subunit (gene REL). NCBI's taxonomy places the organism in Eukaryota, Metazoa, Chordata, Amphibia, Anura, Bufonidae. The record is from RefSeq and is a predicted model, not a curated record. Gene Ontology annotation, biological process: regulation of transcription by RNA polymerase II; inflammatory response; innate immune response. Gene Ontology annotation, cellular component: cytoplasm. The coding region runs from base 297 to 1997 and encodes 566 amino acids. The transcript is spliced from 11 exons. Gene Ontology annotation, molecular function: DNA-binding transcription factor activity, RNA polymerase II-specific; RNA polymerase II cis-regulatory region sequence-specific DNA binding.